Molecule: messenger RNA, 488 nt
Organism: Gigantopelta aegis
Lineage: Eukaryota; Metazoa; Mollusca; Gastropoda; Neomphalida; Peltospiridae
Exons: 3
Coding region: 39-461 (140 amino acids)
Source: RefSeq, a predicted model, not a curated record
ACGACGUUUUUACUUCCUGGUUGGCGAGAUGUAAGAAAAUGUCGAAGUGUUGGUCGUUUCUGUUUCUCGCUGCUUCAUGGUUUUGUUUUAAGACAGACUCGGUGGCAGGUAUCUGCUCACCACCUAUGUAUGGUUUGGGUUGUAAUUACACGUGUCACUGCAAUACUGUAAACUGCCAUGCCGUCACAGGUUGUUCUGGCGGCUGUGAUGGAGGAUGGCAUGGAUCAAACUGCAACAAAGAAAAUAUAGCUUUAAAAAAACAUACAAGUCAGAGUUCCUACUUUAGUGAGUGGUGGAAAAAUUCCUCGCUUGCUGUAGAUGGAAGUCUUGUCCAAGGUAGCGGGGCGGAAUACUGUAUGUUUACAGAACCCGGUCAUCCAUACACAUGGUGGCAGGUGGACCUGGAUAAAGAAUAUUACAUACACAAGUUAGCGGUCCACUUCAGAAAAUGGCGUAAGUAGAGUCGGUCCGUGAAAAAAAAAAAAAAA